AUGGCCGUCUGUCAAGCCUAUGCGAAGUGUGGCAUCAAACUCCAUUUUGGGUGCAGACUGUUCCCUUGUUGGCUCUUUUUUUUUUUAGUUCCUUCUAUUAGGCAGAAGUGCCUAGCCCUGUAACUUCUGUGUUGGAUCUUAGUUCUUGGUCUCCGAAAGCAAGAGACUGUUCUCUCUUCCACAUUACUGCCCUCCAGAAUGCGAAUUCAGCUGUUACAACUCCUACUCGCACAUUCUUUUCUUUUCUAAGCAAAACCGUCUCAGCUCCGUUGAUGGAUCUUAUAGGACACAUCUGGACCUCUUCGACUCUCCUGCAGGCGAGCAUGCUUCUUAAAAUGCAUUGCCUGAAAUUAAACAUAGUUCUUUACAAAUGCUUUGAAAAACACCUAAAAGGACGAAUUUGUUUGAAUUAUAUUUCUGCUGUGCAGCAUCAGGUUACGUUUGUUUUGAAAAAAAUCAGCGAUAUUGUGCUGUAAGCCCUAGAUCUUUUUUACAUAACCGUAGGGAAGUAGAUUUAUGCCAUCCUGUGUAAGAGAAUUGUUUUUUAUCCUUAAAUAUCAGGACUUCACAUAUAUGAUUGUUUAGGGGUUUUUCCAGCUUGUCAGAAUAAUUACGAAUCUUCAUCUAUUCAGUGUUUUUUUUUGUUUUUGUUUUUACAUAUAUUUGUUGUAAGUAGGCUCCACACAUUGAACUCAUGACCUUGAGAUCGAGAGGCACAGGGUCUACCGACCGAACCAUCCAGGUUCAGAGUAAGGACAGAGCCCUGUGACCUGUCAUUAUAGACUUUCCUCUGCAUUGUCACUGUCUUUACAUUGUUCAGAUAUGGCCAUCAAGUCAGAUCCGACCUCUUCAGAGUCCACCCUUCUCCCAGGGGGCCAUACUCUCCUCCCACCAGCCAGUUUUCACGAAUCCGUGACCUUCAAGGAUGUGAUAGUGGAUUUUACCCAGGAGGAAUGGAAACAGCUGGACCCUGUACAGAGAGACUUGUUCAGGGAUGUGACGCUGGAGAAUUAUACACACCUUGUCUCUAUAGGACUCCAAGUCUCCAAACCUGACGUGAUUUCCCAGUUAGAACAAGGGACGGAGCCAUGGGUGGUGGAGUCCGGUGUUCCGGGAGCUACUGGCGGGGACCAUGACAUCGGACCAGAAGAUAGCCAAGCAGUCCCAGAGCCGGACAUUUCUGAAGAGCAGCCGUGUCACGGGGCAGUGGUGGAAAACCACAAAAGGGAAGACCCUCACGGUUCUGACUUUUCAGAAAGUUGGGGGUACGAAGGCAGUCUGGAGAAGCGUCAGGCACACCAGCAGGCGCUGCCAAGAGAAAUAAAAAUAACCGAAAAGACAAUACCCGCUUGGGAGAGAGGCCCUAUAAAUAAGGACUUUGAAAAAAGCAUCAGUGUAAGCUCAAACCUUGUGACACAAGAAACAUCUGCAGAAGAGACCGCUACUAAGACGAGCGUCAAGCAGAAUACAAACCCGGUCAGAAAAGAGAAAUCUUGUAAGUGCAACGAAUGCGGGAAAGCGUUCAGUUACUGUUCUGCUCUCAUUCGCCAUCAGAGGACGCACACCGGGGAGAAGCCUUACAAAUGUAACGAAUGUGAAAAAGCCUUCAGCCGGAGUGAAAACCUUAUCAACCAUCAAAGAAUUCACACUGGAGAUAAACCCUACAAAUGUGAUCAGUGUGGGAAGGGCUUCAUUGAGGGUCCGUCUCUUACUCAACAUCAAAGAAUCCACACUGGAGAAAAACCCUAUAAAUGUGACGAAUGUGGGAAAGCCUUCAGUCAGAGGACCCAUCUUGUGCAGCACCAGAGGAUUCAUACUGGGGAGAAACCGUACACCUGCAAUGAGUGUGGAAAAGCCUUCAGCCAGAGAGGCCACUUUAUGGAACAUCAGAAAAUUCACACAGGAGAAAAACCUUUCAAAUGUGAUGAAUGUGACAAAACCUUCACCAGGAGCACGCACCUUACUCAGCAUCAAAAAAUUCACACCGGGGAGAAGACCUAUAAAUGCAACGAAUGCGGGAAGGCCUUCAAUGGGCCCUCGACAUUUAUUCGUCACCAUAUGAUCCAUACUGGUGAAAAACCCUACGAAUGCAACGAAUGUGGGAAAGCCUUCAGUCAGCACUCCAACCUCACCCAACAUCAGAAAACACACACCGGGGAGAAGCCGUACGACUGCGCCGAAUGCGGAAAGUCCUUCAGUUACUGGUCCUCCCUCGCUCAACAUCUGAAAAUUCACACCGGAGAGAAACCUUACAAGUGCAACGAAUGCGGGAAGGCCUUCAGUUACUGCUCGUCCCUGACGCAGCAUCGGAGAAUUCACACCAGGGAAAAGCCCUUUGAAUGCAAUGAGUGCGGAAAGGCUUUCAGUUAUCUCUCCAACCUGAAUCAACAUCAGAAGACUCACACCCAGGAGAAAGCUUAUGAAUGUAAGGAGUGUGGGAAAGCCUUUAUUCGGAGUUCAUCUCUUGCUAAACACGAAAGAAUUCACACCGGUGAGAAGCCCUAUCAGUGUCACGAAUGUGGGAAAACCUUCAGUUACGGCUCCUCCCUGAUUCAGCACAGGAAGAUACACACCGGAGAAAGACCUUACAAGUGUAACGAGUGCGGGAGAGCCUUCAACCAGAACAUACACCUCACGCAACACAAGCGGAUUCACACGGGAGCAAAGCCUUAUGAGUGCGCGGAGUGUGGCAAAGCCUUCCGGCACUGUUCCUCUCUUGCUCAACAUCAAAAGACUCACACGGAAGAAAAACCCUACCAGUGUAAUAAAUGCGAAAAGGCUUUCAGCCAGAGCUCUCACCUGACUCAGCACCAGCGAAUUCACACGGGAGAGAAGCCCUACAAGUGCAACGAGUGUGACAAAGCCUUCAGCCGCAGCACGCACCUGACCGAACACCAGAACACGCACACGGGGGAGAAACCUUAUAACUGUAACGAGUGCAGGAAGACUUUCAGCCAGAGCACGUACCUCAUCCAGCACCAGAGGAUUCACUCGGGAGAGAAGCCUUUUGGAUGUAGCGACUGCGGGAAAGCCUUCCGAUACCGCUCUGCUCUCAACAAGCACCAGAGACUGCACCCGGGCAUAUGACCCUGGCGGGAACAUCACAGACGUGGCGGACACAUUUGCUCCGGCCUGUCCUUUGGUUAAGUGCUGAAGAUUCAGAGUGAAGUGAGAAACUGCCUAAAAGAUGUUAACUUUUCACGGUCGCACUAUGGAAGGGAAAGUACAUUGGGAUGAAGUAAUCCAGUGGUUUCCGAGCAACUUUGUGACAUUGGAAAAUUCGACUGUUUUAAGCUUCACUUUGCUCCGUGAAUGAGGGGAUUUGGAGUGGACGCUUUCAAAGGUUGUUUGGAAUUUUAUAUUCCACUUUUUUGUGUUCACAGUGUACUCUUGAACGGGGUCACUGCACGUCAGCAUUUUGCUGUGUCGCAUCUAGAGUGUGUAUAUUUAUGCAUGUUUUGCCAAUAGAAAGCGUCUGUGCUUCAGUAACUAGGCUGGGGAUCUCUUAUGCUUCUGUUCUGAUGCAUUUAAGUUGAUUAACUGGUUCCUAAUAAAAAGAACUGUAAAGCAUUCUUAAAUUAA
This is a messenger RNA of Herpailurus yagouaroundi (jaguarundi), 3582 nucleotides long. RefSeq names its product zinc finger protein 184 (gene ZNF184). Lineage: Eukaryota; Metazoa; Chordata; Mammalia; Carnivora; Felidae. Gene Ontology annotation, biological process: regulation of DNA-templated transcription. The transcript has 6 exons. Bases 823 to 3087 code for a protein of 754 amino acids. The record is from RefSeq and is a predicted model, not a curated record.